Molecule: messenger RNA, 653 nt
Organism: Gastrolobium bilobum
Lineage: Eukaryota; Viridiplantae; Streptophyta; Magnoliopsida; Fabales; Fabaceae
Product: stress-response A/B barrel domain-containing protein At5g22580
Exons: 2
Coding region: 149-475 (108 amino acids)
Source: RefSeq, a predicted model, not a curated record
UCAACUUUUUGGUAAUCAAUUACGCCAACAGAGCAGUGAAAUGAGUCAUGGGGUUCUGACAGAUAGUGGACAAAUCGAGACUGUGAGGUUUGAAGUGCAGAUUUUGAAUAUAUAUUAGGUUGCUAGUAACAAGCUUUUGUUCAUAGGUAUGGUAGCCAUGAUGGAAUUCAAGCACUUAGUAAUUGUUAAGUUCAAGGAAGGUGUGGUAGUUGAAGAACUCACCAAAGGGAUGGAGAAGUUGGUCUCGGAGAUUGAUGCUGUCAAGUCCUUUGAAUGGGGAGAGGAUAUUGAAAGCCUAGAUGUGCUGAGACAAGGUUUCACUCAUGCCUUUUUUAUGACAUUCAGCAAGAAAGAAGACUUCGCUGCAUUUCAGAGCCAUCCAAAUCAUAUUGAGUUCUCGGCCACAUUUUCAGCAGCUAUUGAAAAGAUUGUGCUGCUGGAUUUCCCAUCUACUCUUGUCAAGGCACCAGCAUGAUCCUGAAGAUAUUCCAGCAAUAAAGAUUGUGUCUCUUAAGAGUUAAAUCUAUUUAGUGUGUGUAUGCUUGUGUCCGCUAUUUGUAGUAAUUUAGUUAUGGGUUGUUUGUUCCUACCAGAUCUCGUGCAAUUUGAACUCGUGGUGUGACUUAUGAAUGAUAAACUCUUUUUGCCUUCUA